ACUGGAUGCAGAGUGAGAAUCCACUAAGGGCCACUGGAGGAGGAGAAGCUGGCUUGGCCUUGGGGCUGUAGCCAGUAUGACCCUCCUGUUCCUGGUGCUUUGCUUCAAAACCAUCUAGAUUGAGUCACUCUGUCCAGAGUAAGUCUUUAUAACCACACGGAGUGGUUCAGUAGCUCCCAUUUCCUUCCAUAUGUGUUCUCAAUUCCGCAGCUUUGUGCAAGGUCUUACAGGUCCAGAAGCCAGCGUAUUGAGAGUCUUGGAUCUACUCACUGGGAGUCUUAAAGCUUGACAUGUUUGACAGGAACGUGGAACUUCUGUGUCCUAAGGCAGGUGGAUGUUCAUUUAUUUUUCCUGAACACUCUGCUGGGCGCCAGCACCCUUUCCCCGAGAUGAAAUCCUCAUCCUCAUGGUGGGAGCUUGAUUGGUGUUACGUCCCUGCUCUAUCUUAACAUGGGGAUAGAGCAUCGGAGCAUUUUUAGGGACUAAAGUAGAAGUCAUACCUUUCCUUUCUAUUCAUACCCCAUUGGCUAGAACCUCAUCCUAUGGCUACACACAAGUACAGCGGGUGCUGGGCAGUGUGGCCUUCUGCUGGGGCUCACCUGGGAGGGUGUGUGCCCACUGCUCAUAGGCUCAGGGGCAGAAGGUGGGCUGGAGAGCAGGCAGAAGAAACCUGUGACCCUGAGCCAUUCUUGAGACCUAGAGCAGGCCCCCGUCCUCCUCAGCUUCAGGGGUAGGGGACAGCAUCCCAGCCUAUUCCUCUCAGGUCACUGCCACCAGGCUACUUGGAGAAUGUGGAACUUGAACUGGACCCAGGGGUACUCGAAAUCCAGGUUUCAUGUAAAGGAAGGAAGAUCAAGUGGGACUGCAUCACAAAGGGCUUCUGAGUUCAGGGCACACAGUGAACAUCUGGUGCCUCCAAGAAGGCAAUCUGGUUGUGCACCAUGUACUGUAGAUGUGCAUUGGGGCAGGAAGGUGUGUGGAGGCAGGGGCACAACAGCAAACCACUCAUGGAAGCUUCAAGAGGUGUGUGCGGGUGGUCACUGCCACCCACAUGGGAGACUGAGGCAGAGGGAUCAUUUGAGUGCAGGAUUUUGAGGCAGCCUGAGCAAUGUAGGGAGACCCAACCUUUAAAAAACAUGUAGGUAUAGAAAGAAACAACUGUAUUCAAUACAGUAGUACUUCAGCUCACAAACUUAAUGCAUCCCAUGAUUCUGAGGAAAACGCCCAAGUUCCUGUCUGUUACCCAAUGUAGAGUUGGUGAGCAGAAGCAAAAUUUUGCUGAAUGCUUUGUUCUCGAAUGGAAGUGUUCCUGUGUCGGUGUCUGUGAGAGCUCUCCAAGUUCCCAGGGGGAGGAAAGAUGAGAGAAUGAAGAAAAUAAAGAUAAAAGACAGAAAGCUGGGGUCAGGUGGAGCCCUUCUACCAUAUGGGAGAGAGACACCUCAACCCCCGUAUGUGUCUGUUCAUACACUUGUCAUACCCCGCCCCUGUGCUCACCUAGCUCGCUUCUUCCACCUGUGUUCCCCUGAGUUCUCUGGCUGGGCACCUUCCUCCUCCAGCGCUCCAUGCCCUUGGGGCACUCCUGUUCAGGCCCUUAAGUUAUCCUAGCAGCCUCAACAUUCAUGAACUAAGAUAUUACUGUAUUUUACUUUUUUUUUUUUUCAAAUCCAUUUUAUUUCAAGGAUAAAAAGAGAAAAAACUGCAACAAAAUUUCAAAGCACAUCUAUCAGGGGCAACAAUGGUACAUACAUUGUGCAUUUUCAUCCCCAAAUCAUUCACUCAGACCACAAGACAUCUGCAUUCAGUUAUCCAAACAAUACUAGCACAAAUCCUUCUCUUCAGUGAACUUGGAAAAAUCAGUAGUAUAACUGUCUUAACUUUUUUGUGUAUAUAUAUACAUACAUAUUUAUGUUUUUUUCUUUCAGCUCACACUAAUGAAAUUAUGUUUACACAUGUGUGUCUUAUUUAUUUCACUAGUGAGUAUGGUCUUAAGUUGCAUCCACUUACCUAUAAAAGUCUCCAGUUUAUCCUCAUUUAUGGCUGAGUAGUACUCCAUUGUAUAAAAAUACCACAUUGUUUUUAUCCAUCCCUCAGUUGAUUGGCAUUUAGGUUGUUUCCAAGAUCUAGCUAUUACAAACUGUGCUACUAUAAACAUGGGUGCACAUACAUUACUGUGGUAUGAUGUUUUUCUUUUGGGAGGAUACCCAGAAGGGGAAGAGCUGGUUGAAUGGGACUUCUAGUCCUAGAGUUUUGAGGAACCUCCACACUGAUUUCCACAGUGGUUACACCAGUCCACACUUCCAUCAACAGUGGAGAAGGGUUCCUUUUUCUCCACAGCUCCUUCAGCAUUUGUUAUUGCUUGAUUUCUUGGUAAUAGCCAUUCUUUCCAGGGUAAUCUCAGUGCUUUUUUAAUUUGCAUCUCUCAGAUGACCAGUGAGGUUGAAUAUAUUUUCACAUAUUUAUUUGCUGUUUGUAUCUCUCCAUCUGAGAAGUGUGUAUUCAUCUCAGAUGCCCAUUUUUGGAUUGGGUCUUUAAAUCUGGGAGGACUGGUGUUUUUUGAGUUCUUUAUACGUUCUCUACAGUAAUCCUUUAAGGAACAGCUGACAAACUAUUACUGUAUUUUAAAAUUAAGGGCAGUGAAAGGUAACAAAUCAGUGGUGCGCUUACCUGUCAUGACAACUCAGGGUUCACUCCCCAGUACCACCCAGCACAAAACAAAAUCUAAAGUAGUGCUCCCCAGAACCAGAGGCUUGGCAUGUAACUCAGCAGUAGUCUUGCCUGGCACACAGGAGACUGCCCACUUCAGCAACAACUGAAGAUGUGAGUGCAAGUCAUGAGAGCCAUUCAUUCAGUACUUCUGUGGGAGCUAAGGACUCCAGGAGCCAGGUCAGCCAAACCCAGCAGUGCCCGAAGAAACCUUACAGUAAAGUAAAGACAGAAUAGGAAUUUCCAGUGCAAGGUGUUGUGCUUACGGAGGUGUCCCUGUCUUCUCCAUCACUAGGCUCCCAGCAAACACUCAGCUGAGGCCAUCCCCGUGCCUCUCCCUCCCCCAUCCCAGUGCUGCAUCCUUAGCGCCCAGUGGGCUGCUCACUCAUUGCCAGGGCUGCCUUGGGCAGGAUACACCAGUGAGGCCUGGCCAGGUUCCUGCUGCACUGGUAUUCUAGCUGUAACCUAACUGCUCUGCAGGAAUUAGCUCAACUCUUCCCUUCUCUCAUCCCUUCAUCCCUUCUACUUCACUUCCUUCUUUCUCAGGGCUCACUUGGCAUGGUUACAAGACAGGUAAAUCCAGCAAGAACCAGGGUAGACCUAAGGAAUAAAUGGCCCAGACCCACACGCCACAGCCACAAGGGAAAAACAAGGGGGACCACUUCAUCCAGUGCCCCCCCAUAGUCAGUCAGCUGUUACUCCCAGGGGGCUGAGCGAGUAGCAGGCCACACUGCCAUGCACCCUAAGCUCCAGGUCCUGCCAUUCUGAGACCUCACUUCAAGUAAGCUCCCUGCUGGGUUUCAUUUGUACUCCUUCACUACCACCUCCAGAUACGACAGACUUGUGAAAACAUCUGUUCUGCACUUUCCUUCAGCCCUUCCUGCUUCCUUCCCACGCGGGCUGUCUUACUUUGCCAUCACUGGGACAAAAUACCCAACACCCAAACUUCAAAGAGAAGAGAUUUACUUUGGCUGCAAGGAAAAAACAGCCUGGUGGAGAAACAGCAAAGGGCGUGGUGAAGGAGCAGGCCCUCAACCCACUGCAGCCAAGAAGCAAAGCAAAGCAGAGCUUGAGGGGAGGAGAUGGCAGAAAUGAGCCCUUCCAGGCCCCACCCCGUGACCUGCCUCCAGCCAGGCCCCCUAACAGCAUGUUCAGAUACCUGGAUGGAUGAAGCCACUGAUGAGCACAGUGCCCCCCGAAUCCUGUUGCCUUCCACACAGGUGCACAUUUAGGGGGACAUGUUAGACCUAACCAUAACACAUGCCUUUCACCUGAGUUUGCCAGGGGAGCCAGGGAUCCGUUGCCUGUCAUCCACUAACUCUCCCCUAGGGUUGGUGAUUCUCAGACUUUUAUCUCAGUAGCUGCUUCUUCACAGUCUCCUGUGGAGUGUGAGGGGCUGGGCUGUCUGGACCUCCAGGUCCUCUCCUCCUUCCUUCUCCAGGAUUCCUUGCUGAGUGACUCAUCUGAGUGGUCCAUAGACACCCAUCUCUGAUUCCCACCCCUGGCUGUUCCCAAUCCUUUGGGUUCCACCUGUCCAAGGUGCCUGCCCCACUAUACUGUACCCACACAGAUCACUGGCAGCUCUCUGUUUUGUUCUCUCAUUGGCGCACCCCACUGUGCCCUUCCAUGGUGCUCCCAUCUCUCCAGCUAACUCAUCUUGACUCUUGGCCCCGGCCACUGUUCAGAAUGUGUGCACAUCUAUCUCUGGCCACAGCUGGCAUUCAGCUCUAACCCUCUGCUUUUCCAGGUGCCUUAGCUGCCUGAGCAAUGCACAGCUGCAGAGAGGUUUUAUGCUCUCUGAAUAAGUAGGCAUUAGUUGGAGGCCAAUGGUGAACAAAGAUCACCCCAUUCUGCUGAGGUAAUGAAGAACUCCAGAGCUAGUAAUCUGGAAGGGAUAUCACAGCCAGUCCUGAAAAGCUAAGUAUGUUGCCAGAAAAAAAAGGAACCAGGACUUUGCCUGGGAAGCUUAGUUACUCUGGUUUGUAUUUUUUCAGGAAAAACUAUAAUCAAAUGACAGAGAAAAAAAGCAUCCCAUUCCUCUUUUAAAAUAAAUUUCAGGCUGGAAUUGUAACUUAGUGUAGAAUAAUGCUUGUCCACAAUCCAGGAAGCCCAUGGUUGGAUCCCCAGCACUUAGAGGCUGAGGCAGGAGGAUCACUGCAAGAUCAAGGCCAGCCUGGGCUGCAUAGUGAGUUCCGUGCCUUCAUGAACUACAUAGUGAGACCCUGUUUCAAACAAAACAAAGCAACACUAGGCACUUUGAAACAUUCUGUAAACCCAACCCAGAACAUGAACUCAGGGGUGUUUGCUCAUUUGUUUUGCAGUGCUGGGGGUUGAACCAAGGCCUUGUAAAUGCUAGGCAAGUGCUCUAUCACAUCUCAGCCCUUUCUUUUUCAUAUAUGAUGUAGGCUAUUGCUAUUGUCACCAGGUUUUGGGGUGCUGGAGCCUCCUUCUAGAGGUGCUUUCUAGGUUCUCUGUCCUGAACAAAGAAUUGGUCAAGACAAGAAGGGAUGAUAGCAAAGCUUUCCAUUUCUUAGAGAUGAAAAGCAGCAGACUCUGCACAGUGAGUCUGGGCCAAGUAACAGUAGGACAAUAAGUAUACCCUAUAAAACAGACACAGCUGGGGGCUGGGGAUUUAGCUCAGCAGGCAUAAGCGCCUGCCUUGCAAGUGUGUGGUCGAAACAGACACAGCUGCCCCAAACUCCAGGCCUACUGUCAUGUUUGUAUUUUCUACCCUGAGGCUAUUGUCAGGUCUCGGCCAUUCCAUCAAAAAAGCUGCUGAGUUCCAGUGAGAAGUGCAUGUGCAGGUGAGGGCUUUGGAAAGGAACUGUUUUGUGCAUUUCUCCUGGAAUUUUGUAAUUAACACAUCAUGCCUACUUUCUCAGCUGGUCUUUGCCACACCCUAGCCUCUUGCCUCACACUGUGUUGCCCAGUCUGACUUCAAACUCAUGAUCCUCCUGCCGCAGCCUCCUGAGUAGCUAGGUUUGCAGGGAUGAGCCUCUGUGCCUGGUUUCAAAGAGCUGUUUUUAAUAAGCUAUAAAGCAAAUAUUUCUCUAAAAAUCACUGUUUACAAAGUCUAUAUAUUUCCCAAAGCAAUUUAACUGAACAUGCAGUUCUCACAUUCAUUUCAAUCUCUGCUAAUAUGUCACUUUGGGAAGUCACAGCUGAAACCCACAUGCCCAGGACUGUCCAUGGCGCCUGCAAUGAGCUCCCUCCCCAUCUCUGUUGAAUUUGAUGAAUCUGUUUGCACAGUGACUCUGCUCUCCAGAAUGCCAAGCUAGACCCUGAUUCUCAGAUUUGCUGUUGAGCCCAAAUGUGAAUUGGCUAUUAACCCUGUAAACAGGCUUCUGACCCCUGGAGGCAGAGGCUGCCGUAGAAGCUGAGCUACUGACGCAGCCUGGGCAUCAUGGGUUUGUUGCUAGCAGUGUAGCACAACUCUGUUGAAAUCCACAAUGGUCCUGGUGAUCAUGGGACUAAAAAGGUGUUUAAGCUUGGGAGACAAAUUUACCCACUAUUGAUACCCCCAAGGAGACUACAGGUCCUCUCAGCUGAUCCCCUCUCCUGGGCCUGGUUGGAGAGAAGAGAGGCCACUCCUGGACAACCCACCCCAACCCACCUGCAUUUGGUGUGACCCAGCUCUUCAAUAACUGUGUGGAUACGACCUUUCUAUCCUCCCACCUUAACAGGUGAAAUAUCACAAUUUUUAGAUCAAGGAAGGAUUUGUAAACCUCAAGGGCAGGAGCUUAAGAAUGCAUCCUGGGAACUGAGAAGAUAAGACCAAAACAUGGACCAGGCUCCUGAGGUUUCUUCAAGAAAUCAUAAACAGUGAAAAGUAAAGACAGUUUUAUUCAAGCACAGAAUAGAUUUGCAAGUUAGGUACACAUAUUCAAUUGGACUAAACCAGUGUUCUGUCUGGCGAAAACAGUCUGAGUGUUAGAAGAAGAAGGAACAUGUGCAGUGUAGCCCUCGAUGAGAGAGAAAAGUGGGACUAAGGCAAUUGGGUGCCAAUCUGGCUAGAUGUAACUUUUCUAAGUCCAUUGCUAUGUCCAGGCCAGGAGACAAAACUGGGCACUCCCCAACAUUGCAAGGUAUUGUUAAGAUUCCAGAACACUGUUCCCUCUGGCGGCUCAGUCCCCAGCUUGAUGUCUUUGUGGCAUUUACCCCAUUAGUAAAGCUCUGAGGCUCAGAAGAGGAACUGUGCUCUCCUUUGGACCACUCUGCAGUCAUUUUGACUUUAAUUCCCUGGGAAGAUGGGGAAGGGAGUGGGGCAUGUCUUGUAACCUUAGAGCCAGAGGUGGCUCAGGGUGUGUUCAUGAAAUAGAUGCUGCAAGAUGGGGUGGGGUGGCAGGAUGCUCCCCUCAUCCUCAAGACGUCACUGGAGUCUGUGGGCCAGAGCAGAGGGUGGAGCUAUCUGAUCAAUAAAUCCCAGGAUUGCUGGCUUAGGUCCUGCAGCUGCCAAAGGAGCCACCUCCACCACAGCUGUCCUGCUGAGUGCCUGAGGAGGCCAACCUCCCUCAGGGAUAGAGCUCCAGCCCCGAUGUGCUUGGCACACUGCUCCCUUCCCCUUCCCCUCUACCCUUGACAUUGCCAUAAAAGAACCUCCCCUUUUCCCCUGCUCCCCCAGCAAUGCUGUGUGUUCCUGUGCUUACCACCUCGCAUGGGAGGGACAAGGAAUACAAGCAUUUUCUCCCAGCAUCACCAUAUAUCCAUUCUACGCUUCCAGCUACUACACAAGGGAGAUGGCAGGGCGCACAGCCUGCCGCUUGGGUUCCCCAGCACCAGGUGCUCCAAAUGCUCCCCUGGGGUACCUUCCUCUGGCCCAGGCCAGGAUCCCUGGGGUCUGAACCUAUAGGCCUGGGCUGAGAAGUGGCUGAAAGGGAAAGGUGCUGCAAGACACUAAAGAUCCCCAAGUUGCUGUUUGGCCAGGGUGACCCUGGAGAAAGAGGAAGGGGUAUGUGCAGUAGUGUCAAGGUCCUUGAGUUCUGCCCAAUGUCCUUGGGAGCAGCUCCGCCAUGGCCAGCUCUAGACUGGGCCUGCUGCUCCUGCUGCUGCGGCUAACCACCUGCCCUGGACCCUUGAGGGCUCAGCACUGGUCCCAUGGCUGGUACCCCGGAGGAAAGCGGGCCUCUGGCUCACCCCAGGAUUCCCGGACUAUUCCCAGACUCCCAGGAAGCGUCCUGGGCCCUGCAGCAGGCAGCCUCGCUGCCCAUAGACUCCCAAAUGAUGACCUGGCACCCUCCGAAGACAGAGCACCCUGGAAGGGCAGGAGCAUGGCCUGAUGGACUCUCCAUAGGAAACAGCACCAGCACUGCUGGUGAGUGGGGUGAGAGGCCCAGCAUUCAACCCCAGCCCUAGUGCCCAUAGCCAUGCUCCUGGGGGUGAGGGUGCACACCACCACUGGAAUGCUCCCUGCCCUUGCACUCCCAGCUGUUUCUCAGGUCACUAAUGGUGCAGGAGAUAACUGUACUAAAACUCUCCAUAAAUAAGACAGUGGCAGCCCUAGGGUUCUCCGGUUUCUUGACACUCCAAUCUCAAGGUAAGCAGUGCUAAAAGGGAAGGGACAUCCUCAAACAAGCUACAGGGCUCAAAGGCCAACAUGGACCCUGGCACAGCAAGCAGGUCAGCCCUGCAGAGCUCCCCAAAACCAUAGCAGAAGACGGGCGCGGGGAAACGGUUUAUUACUAACUUUUGCACAGGGAACAUAAAAUUAAAGGAAGCACCUUAACUAAAGGAGGACGUGAAGGUUCCUAUAGGCAAAAGCCUGUGGCCUAAUUUAAGUUUAGGGCUGUUUAGGGUAAACUGGUUGCCUGCCCAGGUAGUUAAAGAGCCCCAUGCUGGGUCCUCGGGUUGCAGAGAGGUUCUGAGCGUCGUGGAGGCCGAAGUGGGACAGGUGGGAACCAGCGGGCGCAGCAUCGCGUGACCGCUCCUCUCCCUUCGCAGAACACAGCCCAAGAGAUGCGCCCCGCCGCUCCCCAAUAAAAGUAUGAGGUCCACGUGCUGUUGCCU
This is a messenger RNA of Cavia porcellus (domestic guinea pig), 8706 nucleotides long. RefSeq names its product progonadoliberin-2 (gene Gnrh2p). Gene Ontology annotation, cellular component: extracellular region. Gene Ontology annotation, biological process: multicellular organism development. Gene Ontology annotation, molecular function: gonadotropin hormone-releasing hormone activity; gonadotropin-releasing hormone receptor binding. Lineage: Eukaryota; Metazoa; Chordata; Mammalia; Rodentia; Caviidae. The record is from RefSeq and is a predicted model, not a curated record. The transcript is spliced from 2 exons.